AUGACUUUAUCGCCCCGUCUUCUUGCAGUCUUCUGCAAAAGACUUGGGCGCCCUGGUCUAGUCUACCGGUUAGUGGUUCAAUUUUACCUGCCUGGGCGCAUGCUUGAGUUGGGAAAUGGUGUACGGCUUUUGGGAAGAUCUUAUCCUCUCACAGCCCUUUUCGGCAGAUGGGUUGAUCGCAUCAAUGAUCUGACCUUUUCGGCUCACCGCCUCAUUCCCUUGCCCAUAGAUCCUGAAUGA
This is a messenger RNA of Protopolystoma xenopodis, 240 nucleotides long. Lineage: Eukaryota; Metazoa; Platyhelminthes; Monogenea; Polystomatidea; Polystomatidae. The record is from the annotation of a GenBank genome assembly.